Molecule: messenger RNA, 2334 nt
Organism: Spizellomyces punctatus DAOM BR117
Lineage: Eukaryota; Fungi; Chytridiomycota; Chytridiomycetes; Spizellomycetales; Spizellomycetaceae
Exons: 4
Coding region: 35-2155 (706 amino acids)
Source: RefSeq, a predicted model, not a curated record
ACAUGAACAGACACAUGUGGGCAUAAGGUCUCUGAUGGGUGUGACCGGUCUUGCGUCUUAUGUGCAACAACUGCAGCCUUCUCCCGGUGAACAUUUGGAAUGGCAACUAGGACCUGCAAGUGUGGACAAGGAAGACGCUUCACAGGUCGUUUUUGUUGACGGACAUGCCUACGCGCAUCAUGUUGCCAAGGAGAUCAGCUGGGCGCAAGGAGCUCGUCCCCAUUUGUUAGCCAAAGUCCUUGGCAAGCAAGUUGAAAUCUUCAAGCGAGCUGGCUUUCGGUUGACCUUUGUCUUCGAUGGAGUCCUCCCUGUGCAUAAGAUUGAUGAACGUAUCGGUCGAGAUGCCGAAAAGAUAUCACGAAUCAGCACAGUCAUGGCCGAGGUAGUCAAACGACGAGCGUUGGGUGCCAUAUCCGCUACCUCUUCACCGGUAGCUGCUACCCUCUUACCACCUCUUGCCAUUCCGGCAUUAAUGAAUCAACUCCGCGAAAUGGAUAUCCCCAUCAUCGUUCCGCAAAGGGAAGCGGAUGUAGCCCUUGCUCAGAUGGCUCGCACUCAGUCAGCUCCAGUUAUCAGCCUCGAUAGCGACUUUUUUGUUCAUCUGCUUGAAGAUCCCGACCGUUGUUCGCAAGAGGAAGUUUCCUCGUCCAGUCGGCCCCUCCUUGGCUACAUUCCUUUGAACACCCUGCGUGUCAACGAAGACGUCCUGCAUGCUCAGCUUUUUCGCCGCCCAAGAGUUGCAGAAUCACUUGGAGUUUGCCCGAGUUUGCUGCCGGCGUUGGCUGCCUUGGUCGGCUGUGAUUACACCUCUCGUCGCGAUCGUGCCAGUGCUAUGCAAGAGAUCCUUGGCGCGAAGAAGGGACAUGCACGGAUAAAGCAUGUGGUGAAACUGUUGAGCGGACUGAAUGAUCUAGCCGACCCAUUGGCUGCCAUUGAUAUGUUGAUGUCCAGACAUGUCCCUGCCGGGUCGGCGAUAGAGGUCGGCGCGGAAUUGAAGUUCGCGGUGGCGCAAUAUAUUGGGUUGAAUGAGAAAACACUCCCGAUUCCGCCAGCAGCGUCAGCUACCAUUACCAUGCUGUAUCGCACAGGAGGGUUUAAUCAUAAACUAGUGGAGGUAGCCACCCAGCGCAUAUUCUGGUGCUCGCCUUUUUUGGAAGACAUUGGGCGGGCCGCUGCAUGGGAAGUAGCACGCCCUCUACGGAGAUGGGCCUAUGCGUUGAUCAGUUGGUCUACGGAGCAAAGCAGAGAAAAUCAACCGGAUAGCAAGUCGCUUUGGGAAGGCUUACCAGUCGACGAGCAGUUAUGGGUAGAUUACGUGAGAGGUAACCUCUUGGUCAAGGAAUACCUUCGACGUGGAGAACGACUGGUUGCAGAGAACGUAAAACCUGUUGCGUGGGAUGAGUUGAAAACUCUGUCAAUCAGCGUAACCGGCAGCGACUCGAAACACACUCUAUUGAGCCUGUCUGAUUCGGCACGGGAAGCGAUGCAUUUACGUAUCCUCAAAUCCGACACCGACAAGAUACGAUCUUUGCCUGUAGGAAUUCGUCCCCUUGCUAUCAGCGUGCGUAGCAUGAUCUCAGAAUUAUCCGCUCGAGGGCAACCCCUAGCCAAUUACGAACUGGUUGCACUGGUCAGCGCAGGGCUCGUGUCAUAUUCCCGGGCUCAGAGCGAAUCGAAUUUGCCAAUGCCCACCACCAACAUGGCUACCGGAGCCGCAUCAACCCCUCUCACAUUACACCGGUUGGCUCAAAUGGAAGUCUUUCUUUUUUCCUCUCUGAUUCUCGCACAAUCCUUAUUACAUCCACUGAUUCACCACAACGAUUUUUUAACUGGACAUUGGACCUGUUUGGACGGCCAGGAGUUUCAUCGAUGCAUAGAGUUGGCGAAGGGUGGUGCGGAGCAUGUGCGAUUACUUUGUGGUGAUGGCCAUGAGCAGGCCGAUGAGCAGAGACUUGGGCUCUAUAGGCAAGUUUUUGAGGCCGUCGUGGAGGGAUUAGAGGACUGUGUGGAAAGAGUUAUGAGCUAUGGCGGCGUGAGUGGCAAGAAGAAAAAGAAGAGAAUAAAGACCAAAGGGAAUGAGAAGACUGUUGGCCAAGGAGGCCUGAGAGCUAGUAGUAAUUUAUUUGAUGUAUUAUCUUCCGGGUGUAGUUUUUAGUUACGGAGCGGUGGAUAUGAUUACGACUCGUCCGCUACUGGACUUUUUGAUUUAGCGUUAGUUUUGUGUACAUAUGUUUUUUGAGGCUUGGUGCUGAUUUGGGCUGCCACAUAUUUCAUAUAUAUUUACGUGUACUAUUUGAAGGAUAGUUUUUGUGCCAUUGCAUUGUUUAAUUGAGU